This is a messenger RNA of Xenopus tropicalis (tropical clawed frog), 2178 nucleotides long. It is a transcript of the gene drd1c, whose product is annotated as D(1C) dopamine receptor. Gene Ontology annotation, biological process: G protein-coupled receptor signaling pathway; G protein-coupled dopamine receptor signaling pathway; signal transduction. Gene Ontology annotation, molecular function: G protein-coupled receptor activity; dopamine neurotransmitter receptor activity. The coding region runs from base 690 to 2087 and encodes 465 amino acids. The transcript has a single exon. Gene Ontology annotation, cellular component: membrane; plasma membrane; organelle. The record is from RefSeq and is a predicted model, not a curated record. NCBI's taxonomy places the organism in Eukaryota, Metazoa, Chordata, Amphibia, Anura, Pipidae.
CAGUAGCACUGUGUAUCUCAAGGAUAAACAGCCGUCAGGCAGAUGUUGAAGUUCAGAGCUCUGGGAGCCUUAAGGAGUACAGGCUAAAGGACAUGCAUGAAGCUUUAUAUACACGGAAUUUCUUCUGCUUAUUCUAACAAAUGGGAUAUAUCGGCAGAGCAGUCAGCUGUUUGGAAGAAUGGAACACACAAAACAUCAGAAAAGAGGUCUUUUUACACUUUCAGGCAGUGAAACAGCAAGUAGAAAGACCUUAAUGUUUUCUUCUUUCCUGAUGAAAUUAUGAAGUCAUUUAAUGGCAGUGAACUUGUGCCGGAAAGUGGAAAAUGUGAUAAAAUGUGCAUGCAUCAUAAUGAAUUGAGGGAAUGUCUGACUGUAAUUUGAAAUCAUGCAGGGGCAGAGCAAAUCAAAGACUGCAAAUGAGUUUUCUUCUUCACUGAUAUGAGUAUUUUUUUUCUCAUAUACAAAUAAUAAUGUUGAGCACUAGAGGCUUGAUUUGAAUUUACUCCAUUCUCCAAUGGAAUUUGUUGCUGCUUAGAGCCGGUUGAAGAUAAACGCACUGCUCCUGUGAGAUUUAUUUUGUUGCUGAGCUUGUAAGGAUGGCAUGAUCUUCAGCAGACUUCUGAAUGUACUUAUUUUCCUUUUGAGAAAAAAGGAGCUGUGAAAAAGAAACCUAUUCCCCAUUACCCCUCAUGGAAAAUCUCUCUAUAUACAAUGUAACAGUCAAUGUGUUGCAUGCAGAUCUAGAUGUGGGAAGCUCAGAUUUAAGCCUUCGUGCGCUGACUGGAUUGCUUCUAUCACUGCUCAUCCUGUCUACCCUCCUGGGCAACACGCUUGUGUGCCUAGCAGUCAUCAAGUUUAGACACCUUCGAUCAAAGGUAACCAACUUCUUUGUGAUUUCUUUGGCCGUUUCAGACCUCUUUGUGGCUUUGUUGGUGAUGCCCUGGAAAGCAGUGACCGAGGUUGCUGGGUAUUGGCUCUUUGGUGACUUUUGUGACACUUGGGUUGCCUUCGACAUUAUGUGCUCUACUGCAUCCAUCCUCAAUCUCUGUAUUAUCAGUCUCGACAGAUACUGGGCCAUUGCAAGUCCAUUCAGGUAUGAAAGAAAAAUGACACAAAGGGUGGCUUUUAUUAUGAUAGGCGUAGCCUGGACUUUAUCUAUCCUAAUAUCAUUUAUACCUGUUCAGCUUAGCUGGCAUAAAUCCCAGGAGGUUGAUGAGGAACUUAAUGCCAUAAAUCACACAGAGAACUGUGAUUCGAGCCUGAAUCGGACAUACGCAAUAUCCUCUUCACUUAUUAGCUUCUACAUACCUGUUGUUAUCAUGAUUGGUACAUACACCAGGAUUUACAGAAUUGCUCAGACACAGAUAAGGAGAAUUUCUUCCUUAGAAAGAGCCGUGGAGCAUGCACAGAGUGGCCAUCCAGACUGUUCUAAUGAAAAUUCAUUGAAAACUUCUUUCAGGAAGGAGACUAAGGUACUAAAGACCUUAUCCAUAAUCAUGGGGGUCUUUGUUUUUUGCUGGCUUCCAUUUUUUGUUCUCAACUGUAUGAUCCCUUUUUGCCAUAUGAGUCUUCCAGGUCAAAAUGAACCAGAGCCCCCAUGUGUUAGUGAGACUACAUUUAAUAUAUUUGUGUGGUUUGGAUGGGCCAACUCAUCACUGAACCCUGUUAUUUAUGCUUUCAAUGCUGACUUCAGAAAAGCCUUUACUACUAUCCUAGGAUGCAAUAGAUUCUGCUCAAGCAACAACGUAGAGGCUGUAAAUUUCAGCAAUGAACUGGUGUCCUACCACCACGACACAACAUUUCAGAAGGAUAUCCCUGUCACUUUCAAUAACUCUCACCUCCCCAAUGUAGUGGACCAAGACCAGGAAGUCUUAGAAGGAACGUGUUUUGACAAAGUUUCAGUUCUAUCCACUUCACAUGGGACCAGAAGCCACAAGAAUUUACAUUUGCCUGCCAGCGUUCAGUUUGAAUGUGAGGCAGAAAUAACUUUGGAGACUAUUACACCAUUUACAUCUACGGGACCCCUUGAAUGUCUCCCACAGUUAGUUGCAGAUGAGGAUAGACACUAUACCACAAAACUCUACUAGACCAAGUUAACUGUUAACUCCCUACUGAAACAUUUGUUAAAAAUACAGGUAUAGGAUCCGUUAUCCAGUAACCCAUUAUCCAGAAAGUUCU